GUCUAGCUCUCUAAUCCUCCCGCGCGGCGAAGGAAGAACCUGGGUGUAGGUUGGCCAUGGCGGCCGUGGCCACGGGAGAUGGCAGUGGUAGAGAAGGUGAACUCGUCAAACCUUUUACUCCAGAGAAAGCAAAAGAAAUUAUAAUGUCUUUACAACAACCAGCAGUCUUCUGCAACAUGGUUUUUGAUUGGCCAGCCCAGCAUUGGAAUGCUAAAUGUCUUUCCAAGCUCUUGUGUGGAAAGCAGAUACGAUUCAGGAUAGGAAUGAAAAAAACAGAUACAGCUCCUCAGUUUGAAACUAUGUGCAGUUAUAUAGAUGCUACACUUGAGGAAUUUCUGGCCUGGAGCUAUGGCCAAGGUGUUAACAGUUGUAGUCCAUUUAACCAUUAUGAAAAUUCCAAGUUCUGGGCGUAUGCUGACUACAAAUAUCUCGCCAAUGUGUUUGAAGAUAAUACAGAUGUUUUGCAGAAUGUAGUGUGGUCUGAUUUUGGCUUUCCUGGAAGAGAUGGAAGAGAAAGCACCUUGUGGAUUGGCUCACUGGGAGCCAACACCCCCUGCCAUCUGGACUCCUAUGGUUGUAACUUAGUAUUCCAGGUACAAGGAAGGAAAAGAUGGCAUCUCUUUCCUCCUGAAGAUACUGUUUUUCUUUACCCAACCAGAAUUCCUUAUGAAGAAUCCAGCGUUUUCAGCAAAGUCAAUGUUGUCAAUCCUGAUUUAAAACACUUUCCUCAGUUUGUGAAAGCUGAAAGGCAUAUGGUUACACUGUACCCAGGACAGGUCUUGUUUGUUCCCAGACACUGGUGGCAUUAUGUAGAAUCCAUCGAUCCCAUCACUGUCAGUAUAAACUCGUGGAUUGAAUUGGAGGAGGACCAUCAGACUCGGAUAGAAGAGGCCAUCACCCGAACGCUAGUCUGUGCCAUGAAAGCUGCAGAAGAUCCCACUAAUACCAAAGCCUGGUUAAAUCCUACAGAAGUAGAGGGAACAUCUCAUGAAAUCAAUUGCCGGUACUUAAAUGGAGCCAUUUCUGCCUAUUUGGAACAUAAUAAAGGAACAGAAACAUUAAAACUCACAGAGUUCAAAAUAAAUGGUGAUCAUGGAAUGGAGGUACCUUUAAAAAAGAGGAAAUUGGAUGUACACACCAGAACAAAGGAGAAAAAGUCACCUUGUCAUAAGUUAGAUAUGAGUACAACAGAGCCUCAGGAGAAGAUUCCCUUUGGCCUGGAUCUAAUUCCAGUAUUACCCAGUCUUCAAGAUGAAUCUUCAGAAAGCGAUGUAAAAGACCUUGUCGAAGAAAGCGGGGGACAUCUGGGGAAAUUAAAUUGUCCAAAAGAACAGCCAGUGAUGAAUAAAGCUGAGAUACCAUUUGCAGAUAGCAUUGUUUCUGACAGCACUACUUGCCCUUCUCAACCAUUUGUCUCUACAGAUGAUUUGCUGGAUUGUUUGGUGAAUCCCAAAGUAAUUAGUAUAGUAGCACAACUUUUGUUACAGAAAAGAACUUGUAACUUCCCAGUAUAAUUUUUCAGAAAAUUAAAUGAUACAACAUUAAAGGUAUUUUUUUAAU
Gracilinanus agilis (Agile Gracile Mouse Opossum) is the source of this 1560-nucleotide messenger RNA. RefSeq names its product HSPB1 associated protein 1 (gene HSPBAP1). The transcript is spliced from 8 exons. NCBI's taxonomy places the organism in Eukaryota, Metazoa, Chordata, Mammalia, Didelphimorphia, Didelphidae. Gene Ontology annotation, molecular function: 2-oxoglutarate-dependent dioxygenase activity. The record is from RefSeq and is a predicted model, not a curated record. Bases 57 to 1514 code for a protein of 485 amino acids.